CACUGGGAUUGUAUACAGCCUGCGAACAUCGUAUGGAGCUGACUCGGUCCCUUAGAUGAGUUUACUGGAAUCUGUGAUGUACACCCUAAGCAUAACGCACGUCCAGUAGCAUGGCGUCCUGAUUCAUAUCGUGCUUACGUCUUUCCGAGCUCUACAGGCAAAAACGAGAGGUAUUGACUUUACUGGAAAUAUGACAUGCUAUACGCGCGGUGGGGUCUGAGGGAAUCGUAAGCAGCGUAAGUCUUGUUACUGAUGUCGGACAAGUUGUGCUGGAUUGGGUUCGGGGUUGCGAUGGAAAAGUUGGGUCCUUUCCAACAUCGAGUAGGAGCUAGUGGAGGAAGAAGGGCUUUUAUGUAAAGUUUUCAGCGAAGCGUCAAUCCAUCGUUUGGAGGACAUAUAGAAAGCCAGAUGUGUGUAGAAUGGCCAAUUUACUGCGUCGGUUCGAAAGGUAAUACAGUGCACACCUUGUUUACGGGAUUAUUCUUUGUAGUUUGAUGCUGCUGCGGAGCUCCAGCUAUUCUCUACACAGAUAAUUCGAGACUGCGGUUCCGAUGCCGUUAUGCGGCAAGUAUAUUCCUCCAAAGUGCAGAGUGUAUGGAGCUCCUUACUCGAUAUGCACGAGCAGAGUGAUCAUGACCCUUAUGGAGAAGGAAGUCGACUACGAACUGCGUUUACUCGAUACCGCGGGCAGAGAUUUUAGAAUCCUCACCAAAGAAUACAAGGAGCCCAGAUAUUUGGCUCUGCAGCCCUUCGGAAAGACUCCCCUCUUUCAAGACAGCGAAGUGAAGAUGUUUGAGUCUCGAGCUAUCAUCAGGUACAUUGCCCGCAAGCACGACGAUCAUGGACCUCAUCUGUAUGGAACGAACGAGAAAGAGAGAACAAUGGUGGAUCAGUGGCUGGAGGUUGAAGCCCAAAACUACAAUCCGGCCAUAGCACCUGCUGUAUUCCAUCUUGUCUUUGCGGCUUGGUUUGGUAAAAUUGGCGAUAUUAGAGUUAUCAACCCAAGUCUCGAGAGAUUGGAGAAGGUGUUGGAUAUUUAUGAAGCGCAGCUCAUGAAAACCAGGUACUUAGCAGGUGAUUUUUUCAGCUUGGCAGACUUGUCUCAUCUCCCUUUUACACAUCUUCUUAUCAACCACGCUGGAAAAGGAGACCUUUACAGUAAGAGGCCUUUUUUGAAGGCCUGGUGGGAGGAUAUUUUUUCUCGCCCUACAUGGUUGAAACAUCUCGCCAAGGCAUUCCCCCACAUAUACUACGAUCCAAACGAAUAACGGCCGUAGUUUUUGCCUUGGAGAGGCCUGAAACCACGGCCUGAUCAACUUGCAUCCUUUGAUGCAAGUACCUCUGUGAACACUGUACGCGAUAAAUUGCGUCCGCGUUGAAGUAACUCUUCAGGUAUCCAACGAAGAGAAUCUUUGAACAGAGAACACGAUUAAAUAAAACGAAUUACUUCGAGAAAGUGUUUGAGGGUUCGACAUCGUAGUACUGUGAUCUCGCUCGGAAGCGAAUCGUGGUCUCGAGGUCUUUUGCUCCCUUGUAAUAUACUUUCGUAUUGAGCCAUUGCCAGUAAGAUCUGAGAUCACAGUUUCCAGCCGCACUAGAGUCUGCGGUCCAAUUUCCUGUACGUAAAUUGCUUGUCACGCGGUCAAGCGUGAUUCACUCUCACUCUUGCUCGCCUCCUUUCACCUCAUUCUAUUCUUACAGACAACAACGCUGGCCCAGAUUUGAGUCGGCGAAUGACAAGAGUCUGGAGUUUAACUGCGCCAGAAACAUCGCAUUUAGAGUUAAGUGUGCAUUUACCCGGUUGAAUUUCGAUCAUAUUCGGAAUGCUGAUAAUGGAUUGGGGAAAAUUGAACCCUCUUCAAACUCUGAGUCCUUCAAAUUAUGCUAUUCCAGUCCGCUGUAUUCAAAGAACGAAGGUUUCUGAGAUUUCCUCCGUGUUCGGUAUAUACGUAGAAGCUCCCACUAGUACUAUCAUUAAUCAAUUUCGAUGUAAAAUUUCCCUGAGCCAUCGACGCGCUGUCAAAGUAAUGAAGCUAGGAAAGUACGCAACAGAAGAAUAAAGAAUGAAUGGAAAACACGAAAAUUCCAUCUUGGUAUUCGAGGCAAGAAACCAUGGAAUUCGUCGUCAAUCCUAGUCCGGGUACAUCUGUAUUGAAACUACUCCGUACAGAACAGAGAAAGCUAGGAAUCCUUGAUGUGCCACGUUCCUUUUGAGCUCUGUAAGCAGAUUGAAGGACCUUGACAACCUUCCAGAUCUCCUCUGUUCUCUCUUGCCAACUAAUUGCCAAAAUUGUUACGGUCGAAUGAGUUCCAGCUCAGACUUUAUGAUCUGAUAUAUUUUGACGUCAAACACAAUUUGGAAAACAUUGUGUUAUGUGUCACUCUUGGCCG
Marchantia polymorpha subsp. ruderalis is the source of this 2391-nucleotide messenger RNA. NCBI's taxonomy places the organism in Eukaryota, Viridiplantae, Streptophyta, Marchantiopsida, Marchantiales, Marchantiaceae. The record is from the annotation of a GenBank genome assembly.